Messenger RNA from Scylla paramamosain (green mud crab), 8168 nucleotides. It is a transcript of the gene Men-b, whose product is annotated as NADP-dependent malic enzyme-like. Gene Ontology annotation, biological process: malate metabolic process; pyruvate metabolic process. Gene Ontology annotation, cellular component: mitochondrion. The record is from RefSeq and is a predicted model, not a curated record. Lineage: Eukaryota; Metazoa; Arthropoda; Malacostraca; Decapoda; Portunidae. Gene Ontology annotation, molecular function: NAD binding; malate dehydrogenase (decarboxylating) (NADP+) activity.
CUCUCUUACCUUUAGUGUAUUUUUCUUCUUCUCUUCUUCCAUUUCCUCUUUUAUCUUACUUUUUAUUUUCUAUCUCCUCUUUCAGUUUCCUUCUCCUCCUACUCCUCCUCUUCCUCCUCCUCCUCCUCCUUCUUCUUCCCCUUCUUUCUUUUUCUUGCUCUUGUUCUUCUCCUCCUCCUCUUCCUCCUUCUUCUUCUCUUGUUUUCUUCGUUUGAUUUUCCUUUUCAUCUUCUUUUUCUUCCUCUUUCACGCCACCACCACCACUACCACCACCACCACCACCACCACCACCACCCCACUCGUGAAGAAGGCGAAGAAGAAACUCUACCCAAACUAAAUGAGUGAUCGUGCUAAGAGAAUGACCAAAACUAACUUCACUUGACCUAACUUUCCCUAACCUGACCUAAUAUAACCUAACCUAACUUGACCUAAUCUCACCUAACCUGACCUACCCUAAGUAACUUAACUUCACCAUACCUAACUUAUCCUAAUCUAACUUACCUAGCCUUACCUAACUUGACCUGACCUAACCUGGCCAUGGGCAACACCAGCGCUGUCGUGUGCCUCACCCCGCCUCCCAAGACCUCCUCCAGCGGCAGGGGCCCCAGCAGUGCCUCCUCCAGGAACCAGGCAAGGGUAGUGCUAGGAGGAAGCAUGGCUGGGCUACAGAGGGACAGGAUCGGCCAGCGUCCCUACCACGAGCAUACGGGGGAUAAUAUUUGCCCUAACAUGGUCCGGGGCAUUGACUACCUGAGGGACCCGAGGCUGAACAAGGGCAUGGCCUUCACCCUGGAGGAGCGGCAGGUGUUGGGUCUCCAUGGCCUCAUCCCGCCCCGAUUUAAGACACAGGAGGAACAAGUGGAUCUGUGCCGCAAGAAUGUGGAACGCUACCAGGAACCACUCAAUAAAUUCAUCUACCUGGCUGGUCUGCAGGACCGUAAUGAGCGGCUGUUCUACCGUCUGCUGAGUGAGAAUGUGGAAGAGUACAUGCCCAUUGUGUACACUCCCACUGUGGGUCUUGCCUGUCAGAAGUUUGGCCUCAUCUUUCGACGUCCCCGUGGUCUGUUCAUCUCGAUCCAUGACAAGGGGCAUGUGUACGAGGUGAUGAGGAACUGGCCUGAGAGUGAUGUGAGGGCUAUUGUGGUGACGGACGGAGAGAGAAUCCUUGGUCUGGGUGAUCUUGGAGUGCAAGGCAUGGGUAUUCCUGUGGGCAAGUUGUCCCUCUACACUGCUCUGGCCGGCAUCAAACCUCACCAGUGCCUGCCCAUUGUCCUCGAUGUCGGCACUAACAGGAAGGAAUUGCUGGAGGAUGAAUUCUACAUUGGCAACCGGCAUGAGCGGGUGACAGGCGAGGCGUAUGACAGCUUCAUUGAUGAGUUCAUGCAGGCGGUGGUGCAACGCUAUGGCCAGAACACUCUCAUUCAGUUUGAGGACUUCGGGAACCACAACGCCUUCCGAUUCCUGGAGAAGUACCGUGGGAAGUACUGUACCUUUAAUGACGACAUCCAGGGCACAGCUUCAGUGGCAGUGGCUGGCAUCCUUGCCUCUCUGCGCAUCACCAAACACAAGCUGGCUGACCACAAGUUCCUCUUCCAAGGCGCUGGAGAGGCAUCUCUGGGUAUUGCCAACCUCAUAGUGAUGGCCAUGCAGGAGGAGGGUCUGGGGGAGGAGGAGGCGCGGUCCAAGAUCUGGCUGGUGGACUCACGUGGCCUCAUUGUGAAGGACCGGCCCAAGGGAGGCAUCACUGGGCACAAGCAGUCCUUUGCUCACCCUCAUGAACCAAUGGAUGGACUGGAAGAUAUUGUGAGGGAACUGAAACCCACUGCUGUUAUUGGUGCUGCAGCCAUUGGUGGAGUUUUUACACCUCAGCUUCUCAAAGACAUGGCUGCUAUCAAUGAAAGGCCAGUCAUCUUUGCCCUCAGUAACCCAACUAGCAAGGCUGAGUGCACUGCCGAGGACUGCUACAAGUACACCGAGGGCCGCGCUGUGUUCGCUUCAGGCUCCCCCUUCAGUCCUGUCACCCUCAAUGGCCAGACCUUCUACCCUGGCCAGGGCAACAACGCAUACAUCUUCCCCGGGGUGGCACUGGGAGUCAUCUGCACAGGCAUUCACCACAUUGAGGACAGUAUCUUCCUCAUGGCCGCCAAGGCGUUGGCAGAUAUGGUGACAGAGGAGAACCUGAGUCAUGGCCGCCUGUACCCUCCUCUCUCAGACAUCAGAAACUGCUCCCUCAAGAUUGCCGUGUACAUUGCCGAACAUGCUUACAAGACAGGCAUUGCGUCCACCUACCCUCAGCCCAAGGACCUGUUUAAGUUCAUUGAGGACCAGCAAUAUAACUGUGACUAUGACAGCUGCUCAGCCCUCCCCAAGACCUGGAAGUGGCCUGACCUCACCACCUUUGACCCCAAGGCUGCCUAAGGUGGGGAGAUAUACUGCAUGUGGUGGGAGGAAGAAUUACUAUGACAACAUUAGCAACAACAAUCUCCCUCCCAGUGUCAACACCACCACCACCACCACCUUCGACCCCAAGGCUGUAUAAUAUGGAGAGAAAUUGUGUUUGCAGUGGGAGAAACAACAACAAGAACUAAAACUACAGCAACAACAAUAGCAACAAUGACAGCCUUUCUCCUGCCCUCCUUACCACCACCACCACUACUACCACAAUCUUAAAGUCCUUGGUGGGUGUCUGAUGUUUGUUAAGACUCAUUAGCUUCACAUCAGAGGAAAGACAUGUUUGCUCUGUGUCUUAACUAAUUAUUCUGAAGACAUCUAAAGUUUAUAUAUUAUUCAGAAUUUUCAUAGGAGGAACAUUUUUUUCCCCUUUUCUGUCUUCACUCACUCCAUUUAAAGUUCCCAAAGUUUAAGUAUUUUCAUAAUUUCAGAGGUGAAGGAAAGAGAAAAUUUUGGCUCCUCAUCCUCACUGUGUACAUUUGACACCCAAAAGUUUAUGCAUCUUAGGAAUUUCAUGACAGAAGGAGAGAGAAAAAUUCAUUCUUUACCUUCACUCAGCACUGGAACACCCAAAUUUCACAGCAGGAGGAAAGAAAAAAAAUAGUUCCUUGUUAGUUCUUUGUCUUCUUUUAAUGCAUGGAAGACAGUGAAAAAUAUUUAUGUUCAGGUUAUAUGACAGAAGAGGAAUAAGAGGUUUAUUUAUAAUGUUCAUGUGCUAGAGUGUUACUGCAUGGAUAAUAUUAAAGUUUGUCAUAAGGAAAUGUUAUGGUAGAGCAGAGAGAAGAGAUUUGGCUUGUGUGUAUGGUGUCACUGCUGUGCUAUUGAAACUAACUGAUGCAUGGUUUAGGCUUCAGGAAACAAUACAAGGAGGAAAUAUUGAAUCUUGUACAUAGUGCUAGCUUCUGAAAUAUGAAAUAUGAGAGACAGGGAAAGGGAAAGGUGAUGAAACUUGCUUGUUUAUGAUGCCAACUGUUGAAACAUUAUUGAAACUUAGUUUAAUGUGACAAUAACUUUUUAAAGCUUAGAAGACAAUGAAAGAGGAGGAUACUGAGCCUUGUAAAUUAUAUUAGGUCAUGAAACUUAAGAGAUAGUGAGAGAUGAAUGUUUUGAAACUUGUCAAUGAUGUUAGAUUCUGAAAGUUAGCAAACAGUAAAAGAAAAUAUUGAAAUGUAAAUGAUUGAAACUUGUAAGGGAUGUUAACUCCUUGAACUUGGAAAACAGUGAAAGAAGAUAUUAUUGAAUCUUGUAAAUAAUGUCAGCUCUUAAAACUUUAGGGAACAGUGAAAGAAGAUAUGUUAACUUGUAAAUACCACUAACUCACUAUUAAGAAAAAAUACCAAAAAAGGAAAGUAUUAUUGAAACUUGUACAUGACACUAACCUCAGAAACUUUAAAAAAAAAAAAAAAUAUAUAUAGACAAAAAUGAAUAAAUAAAUAAAUAAAAGGUGAUUUUGAAACUUAUUAUACUGAUACAAGUUACAUUCACAUGAAUUCAGAGAUGUGUUAAGGCUGUGUAUAGUCAUUUCAGCGUAUGGAGGACGCAAAGGAAGAUAUGAUGUGAAAAAUAUACUGUGUAAAAAAAAAGAAUGUUAGUUUAAUAUUGUAAAGAGCAGGAGAGAGAGAGAGAGAGAGAGAGAGAGAGAGAGUUAAAGAUAAAUAUAGAAUCAAAUAAGUAUAUAAAAGAAAACCACUUAAGAUGAGAACAUAAAAACAUACUGAAUGGACAUUCAAGUUUAUUCAACACACUUGGAUGAAGGAAAAAGAGAAAAUAAAUAUAUGUAAAAAAAAUAUGAAAGAAGAAAAUACAAAAACACACUGCAUUACAAAAUUUGAGGUUUUAAACACACUUAGCAGAAGAAAAAGUAAAAUCAGAGACAUACAGAAUAAAAAUGAGACAAUAAGGCAAUCUAAAUAAAUAUACUGCACAGAAAAAAAAAGUUAACACUCUUAGCAGUAGAAAAAAAGAGUGAGAAAGAAUUAGAGACAAUAAAAAAAAAGUGUGCAAAUAUUUCCUGAACAAAAAUAAAACACAAACACACACACGCAUAUCAUCCCAUCACACAUAAAAGAAAAGAGAAAGAAAGAGAAAGAGAAAAAACAGGACAUAAGCUUAACUCAGUCCAACAAUAAAAUAGAAAUUAGGUAGAUGCAGAUACACAAAUCCACCUAUACGUCAUUUACAUCAGCACCAAUUAGCCUUGUAUAUACAUUAUAAUGCUAUCAUUUGUAUCAAUCCAUGUCACUUUUCUUCACGCACACACACACACACACACACACACACACACACACACACACACACACACACACAUACACUUCUCAGGAUAGAUUUUAAAUUUGCACUGCUUUGUGAUAAGAGUCUAAGGGUCUUUCCUUGCCCAUCACUCAUGCUGCCUGCCUCCCAUCACCUUGUCUGUACAUAGAGAGAGGAAUGGUUCAGCUCCCUUGACAGUAGAAAGAUGGGUGAUAGAACUCAUUCAUAGCAAGGAAGAGAGAGAGAGAGAGGAAUGGUUGGUCUCUCUUCACCAUAGAAAGAGGAAUGUAAUUUGACUACAGGAAGGGGAGUAGUCCGACUCUCUUGGGAACAGAAACAGGGAUGGUUCGGCUCCCUUGACAAUACAAAGAGGAGUAAUGUAAUAACCAUAGAAAGGGAAAUAUUGUAUCUCUCUUGGCCAUUGAAAGAGAAAGAGGAAUAGUGUAACUUAACCAUAGAAAAGAGCAUUCUAACUCUUUCAGUCAUAGAUAGAGGAAAAGAUGAACUCCUUUGACCAUAAAAAGAGGAGAAAUAUUACUUUUUCAGUCACAUAGUAAAGAUUUAUCUCCCAUACAAGAAGCAACAUAUUGUUCCUCUCUUAGGCCACAAAGAGACUGAAGACACUCAACCUUACAGAGAGAAGCAACAUAACUUUCUACUCAUAGACAGAGGGUGAACAUGGCCUCUCUCAGCCAUUCACUAUAUAUCACAGCCUUACCAGAUGUUUAUUUUGCUUUGACGUGAUUGUACGAUAAAGUAUGUGUAUGUGUGUUUGUCCGCCUCACGUCACGUCUCGUUGCGUUCUCAUGAGACAUGAUGUAAUCUGGGCUUGCUCCGGCUUACUCUUACUCCUCAGCCUGCUCCCUCCUUCCCCACCUGUAAUUGAAUCUAUUUUUGUGCACUCUUAUCUAGAUUUAAGUGUGGAGUGGCAAGUAUACUUCCCACAAAGUAGUAUUCAAUUACUCCUCCUCAGUGAUGUUCAGUAUCUGGGUGACUGAUGGAGAAGCCAGAUGUUGUCACCACCAACACCACCACCCUCACUACUGCCUCUCUUUUGUGUGUCCUUGUGAAUAUUGCCAGCAUAAUGAGUCCUGAGUCUGGUGUGUCUUGUGAAGUGUGUGGCUGCUGCUACUACUACUACUAUUACUAUUGUUUUACUUAUAUUACUACUACUACUAUUACUAAUACUACUAUUAUUAUUAUUAUAGUGUAACUGGUGUCAUGAGUUAUUGUGGCACUAACUCAGUUUCUACUAUUGCUAUUACUACUACUACUACUACUACUACUACUACUACUACUACUACUACCACAAAAACACCCUAGUAUUUAUGUCCACACUUACACAUACACACACAGCAGCAGCCACCACACUAGCACAGCACAACCAGGCCUCAGUGCAACAUUACAGCAUAACAGCAUUACAACAGCAGCACCAGCCAGCCUUCCCUCAGAGCACACUAUCACAGCAGCAGUCCCAGUAACAGCACAGCUUCUCUCACCCCCUCAAUCCCUCACUUCCUCACCCCCUCACCCUUCCCUUGCCUCUACCAAUGUGAUCUUGUACUUGCCUGUGAGAUGUAAAUAUGUGUGACAGGCCAGGAAGGUACUUGAAGUCACUAGAAUGAAUACAUGAAUAGGUAGAUGAAUAAAUAAGCCAGAAUAUGAAAUGCAGAGGAGGGAUGCAUAGAUAGAAGUGUACUAUUGAAUAUUAUGUACGUAGUUUAUUGUGUAUUUCAUGUAUGUUUGUGUUUUGUUCCUUUUUUUUUUUUUGUGUAUAUCAAAGUGAAUUGGGGGAAAAGAAAUAAUGAGUCUGGUCUCCAUUUCUUCAUUUUUCGCUUUCUUUUUUCUCUCAGAGUUUAAACCUUUCAACUCCAAGGUGGAUUUUGAAGUAAAGGACUGCACACACAACUCCUCAUCACCCUUGUACUCCUUGAAAUCCUUUGGCAUCCUUGUGUAGAGAGGCUAGGACAUAUAAAGAACCUGCUAUCUGUCAGGGAUGUCUCACUCUUGUGUACUGAACUGUGAAGUGUCUGAGGAGAGCUAACCUUACUCUACCACCUCUCAUGCUCCCUCACUGUACUAAAUCAACUUCACAUAAUCUAAGUUUGUGAAGUGUCUGAGGAGAGCUAACCUUCUACACCUCUUCUUUCUCUUUCACUCUACUAAACUAACCUCAUGCAUUUUGAUUAAGCUUCUGAAGUGUCUGAGGAGAACUAACCUUAUUCCAACACCUCUCCUGGCUCCCUCACUGUACUAAACUAACCUCACACACUCUGAUUAAAUUUGUGAAGUGUCUGAGGAAAGCUAAUCUUGUCCCACCACUUCUGGCUCCUCCCUACCUCUCUCUGGCCCUCCCUGGCUCCCCAUGUUCAUGCCCACAGUAGGAGAGGCAACAAAAGUGGUGAUUAUUUUCCUAUUGCAUCACACAGAGAUGAGUUGUUAUAUUUUUCCAAGGUAAUAUGUAUGUAUAUGUAUUAAGGUGUUACUGCUACUACUACUACUCCUGCUAAUACUACUACCACCACUAUUACUGUUGCUACACUUCUCUUUCUUCACCUUCAUAUUUUAGUACCUUCAAUACUGUUACUACUACUACUACUACUACUAUUACUACUACUUAAUACAAAUCUUUUCCACCACCACUACUACUACUACUACUACUACUACUACUACUACUACUACUACUAUGUAUGUUUGCCAAAUUUUUAUACUAAGCGCCCCAAGACCUGAGCUGUUGUUUGUAGACUUGUUGAGCUUUUUCCCUUAAGGAGCGCUGUCAAGAUGGACUAACUCUACCUAUCAUAGCACCUUAAGGAGUAACCCUAGCAAAUGUAAUGAUGGAGGAUUGACAGAAAAGGAAGGAUAUCAUAAAUGAAUAGAAGAAGAAUGAUGAUAGUGGGAAAUGAAUAUAUGACAAGGCAGUUUUUCUUCUUUAUUAUUUGUGAUGUUAUUUGUGGAUUCUAGAGAUUUUUGGGGGAGAAAGAGGAAAAUUAUGGCUACUGUCCUCCUGGUCUUGUAUUAUCAGUGUUAUUAAGGUUUUGAGGGGGAAAAAGAAGGAAAAUAUUGAAUUUACUGUCCUCAUUGCCUAGUAUUAUCAAUUUUAUUAAGGUUUUGAGAGGAAAAAGGAGGGAAAUAUGAUUACUACCCCUUUCAUCUUUUAUUAUUGAUUUUAUUAGGUAUUGCAAAGAGAAAGAGGGAAAAUAUUGAAAUUACUGUCCCCAUCGCCUUGUAUUGUUGAUUUUAUUAAGGUUUGAAAGGAGACUGAGAGAAAAUAAUAUGGUUACUACCCCCCCUGUCACCCUCUCCUCUCCCUCCUCUCUCCCUCAUGAGUAUAUCAACCCCUCUGUGAUUGUUGAAGAUAUGUACGAGAUGUGUGUUUAUUUCUCUACAGUAUCAUUCAACAAAACUGUACUGUGUAGAUAUGGAAGGUAGAUGAUGAAGAAUAAUAAAGUGGAAUGAUUAAUAAA